GCACGUCGCAAGGGCGCAAAGGCACUGCCUCGUCUGCCGCUCUCCGCAUUUACCCCACCCAACACCGGAUCGUCCGAGGCAUUCCCGCUGCCCCCCAGCCCAAGCACACUGCAGCCAGAAGAGCUUGUCGACGCGUACGUGAUCGCCCCGGAUGGCGACUUGAGCGAGUGGAAGGCGCAAGCGGGCGAGACCCUGCGCCGCAAGACCAAGGGCGUCGUGCUGGCUCUGCCCCAAAAGGAGCCGGCUGAAGUCGAGAAGAUCCUGGCAAAUAUCCGAUCAGGAUCACUCGAUGUCCCUGUUGUAGCUGUGCUUGUGCCCGUCAUUCCCGCGGAGGGCGAGGCGACGUUCACGCCCCCUGCCUACCUCGAAUCGCCGGGCAGCUCGACGCCGGCACUCGUCCCCUCUGCCAUCUUCACGAAGAACGAGCCGCGGGUCCGGGAGGCACUGCAGUGGGCGCUGAAGACUGGGCACACCGUCCACAUAGAUGUCCAAUGCGAUAUACGCGAGGUCGAGGGUGGCUGGGACGCACUGGAAGAGAUGCUGACGAGCAUGACCAUCUCCAAGGACGUCAAGGAGCUCCAUGGAAAGAUUGUCGUGUCGAAUAUCCUGCCGCCUCCGGACGACCUUGCUCUGCCGAUCGUGAAGCUGUUGACGCACCCGUCGUAUCGCAACUACCAGUCACACGCGGCAGCACUGUCGCUGUUCGGGAACGUGUGGGUGAACCUGCUCCCUCCUGCGUGGGGUGCGCCCGUCCCGUCCGCGUCGCAGAAGGAGCGCAACGAGUGGAAGCGCAGGCUCAAGAUGUAUAUCAGCCCUGUCGUCGAGGCAUUCGGCUUCCAGCGUAUCAUCUUCGGGUCUUCGCCGUCACUGGCGUCGCAGGCGACGUCGAAGGCGGGCGACUGGUACGAGCUCGCGCGCGAGUCGUUUGCGGAGCUAGGCGUAGAACAAGACGCCAUCGACGCUGUCUUCAACGGUAACGCCAAGCUUGCGUAUGGGUCGUGA
Postia placenta MAD-698-R-SB12 is the source of this 1002-nucleotide messenger RNA. RefSeq lists its product as hypothetical. The annotation marks the transcript as partial. The record is from RefSeq and is a predicted model, not a curated record. Lineage: Eukaryota; Fungi; Basidiomycota; Agaricomycetes; Polyporales; Adustoporiaceae. The transcript is spliced from 4 exons.